AUGAUUGAAAAAGAUUUUUUUGUUAUGAAGGAUGAUGAUGAUGAUAAGGCAGCUGCUAAUUACAAUCCUUAUUCAUUUCAAGUUAUUGAUGAUGAAUAUAUCAAUCAAAAUGGACAAUUAAAAGAUCAUGAAAUUGAUGGUGCUACAGUACAACAACAACAAGUACAUCUUCAACAACAAAAUCCUUAUAAUAAUAAUGAUCGUGGUCAGUUUUAUCAACAACAAAGCCCUUUUAAUAAUUAUGGUCGUGAAAUAGUUAAAAAUGAAAAAUAUCAUACAACUACAUAUUCAAUAUCUCCAUUGAUUAGUGAAUUAGAAAAUACUAUGAAAAAAAAAUGUUGUGUAUGUGAUUAUGAAUAUCCAAUAAUAUGUAAUGAAACUGAAAUACAUAAUCACGUUAAAAAUUGUUUAUCGACAGUAAAUCUUGAUAAUCUUCAUGUUUCUGACGAACGAAUACAAUUGGAUUGUCCAUUUUGUGAUAAAAAAUUAUUAAACAAUGGUGAUAUUACUGAUCUUGAACAUUUAACAAUGUGUUGUAGUCAAUUGUAUGUCUAA
Messenger RNA from Rotaria sordida, 555 nucleotides. The record is from the annotation of a GenBank genome assembly. NCBI's taxonomy places the organism in Eukaryota, Metazoa, Rotifera, Eurotatoria, Philodinida, Philodinidae.